AUGGAAGGCUAUCAAGUACUUCUUAGAUACUAUAUCUUCGUAAUAGGGAUCUUUACUACACUUCCAAGUGUUUCUAGAGGUAACACUCUAACCUGAGUUCAAGCAGUCUAUAUUUUCAGUAGUCUGGCUGCUUUGGAAAAUAUUAAUUUUUUUCGGUACAUUCCUAAAGCUACCAUUUUUUCCUUUGUCUUUUGAACAGCUUUCAGCCAAGGUUCCAUUAACAACUUUGUCUAUGUCAACUUCAUGAUAAGUGAAUUUUCCUACCUCAAUAUCACAAGUAUUGGGCGGAAUCUUAUUCAAGAAGAAAACGAUUGUGGCUACGCCUGUCAAGAAAUUCCGUCAUGUUUUUCCUACAACGUGGCUGUCUUCCCUGAUGUCAACGGCAAACUUCUGUGUGAACUCCUCCCAUCGGACAAAUAUAACAACUCGGAUACGUUCAACGCCAGCAAAGAGUUUCAUCAUUUUUAUAUUCCGGUGAGUCAAACUACUUAUUUAUUACAACUUUUUCAUUUGAAGGAUAAUAAAUAACCCUCUCAUUUGUCUCCCUAGUUAUUAGUUUCGGAAGUUAGCAUUUGUAAAUAAGACACGUGUCUCUUUGGUUGGAGAAUUAGUCUCCAAUGCACUGACCGAACUGUGCUUCAAAUGCAAAAGAAAACAAGUUUGCUAGGGAAUUUGCCUUUAAGCCAUGAAAAAGGAGAGGCGGGGGGUGGGAAAAAAAAAAAAAAAAACCAAGAACGUUUUCCAGUAGUAAUACGCCUGCCUAUUUCUAAUGGAUCAAUCCCUGACAUACUUUAUGAAAUUAAAAUCGCUAUUACCUUCGAAUGUCAGGCAGAUUCAAAUAAAUCUUCCAAACAAAAUAUUUGCCUUAAAAAUUACUCAAAGUUCAAUACAUCUUAUUGUUUUAGCCUCUCUUAUCGUAAUCUCCCAGAUAUACGAUCCCUUAUUUCUCUCACAAAAAUUGUCCAAAUUAUUUUCGAUUGUGGAGCAAAAUUGUCAUCAUCAGCACAAGGUCUUGAAAUUCGGUGACAUGGCCACAAAUUUAGUUCAUAAAACAGAAUUCAGUUCUAAAACCUCUGACGAAUGGCUGGGCUGCAUGGCCACAUCUGAGCCCUGUUUUAAAAUAUAUUGUACGCUGUUGUCGGUUCUUAAUAAUUAAUAAAAUGACAUCACUGAAGUAGGAAACAAACUAAAAGGAGAAGAAGGAACUAAAAUUCAAGCGAACUUGUUUUCAUAACUUAAUAGAUUUACAAUAGGAUGAAGGUUCGAAGUUGUUAACCUCUUCUAAUGAAGACAAGAAAACUGCUCGACUAGUUUUCUUUACUUAAAGUGAACUAAGACCAGGUUAAUUUAAUUCCAUUAUCACAGUGUGUCUCUUGUCCUGCUUAUAGUUGAUAUAUUACCAUUACAGCAACACAAAUAAGCUACUGGAAUACACACUUAAUACAGCUAAUUCGUAUUUAUGCCUGCUUGUUGAAGCAAUGCAAAUAAAAUAACCUGUGAGACUAAGGGGACUUAUUCGCUCUAUAGUGUUUGCCUUUCCUGUUUGAUAUUGCCAUAGGAACGCACAUUUAAAGCUAGAAUUUCCACCUGCAGUUAUCAAACCGCUCGUAUUUUGUUCUUUCUGAACAGUUUUCGUGACUGCGCUACAAAUCAGUAUAACCAAUUCCCGAUGUUUUUUUUUUUUCCAAGCCUUUUUAAAGCUUCCCCGCCAGCAGAGGCCACUUUUCACGAUAUUCGGCAGGUGGAAAGAAAAGCCGGCUUGCCGUCAAUACCCCUUUAUUGUUUUAGCCUUCCGCCAUUAACUUGAUACACCAGUUUUAUCGAUCGUAAUAUGCCGAAUAGACUAUCUCCCAUUUCUCUUACAAUGAUUGUCCAACUUAUUUUCGGAUUGUUGACCAAAACUGUCAUCAGCACAACGUACGUUUUUAAAUUCGGUGGCAUGGCCACAAACUUUAAGUUCACAAGACAGUGUUGAGUUCAGUUCCAAAACCUCUAACAUUUAAAGCUAGAAUUUCCACCUUUAAUUAUCAAACCGUUCGUAUUUUGUUCUUUGUGAACUGUUUUUGUGACUGCGCUGCAAAUCAGUUUUACCAAUUCCCGAUUAUUUUUCCUUUUAAGCCCUUUUAAAGCUUCUCUUCCAACAAAGGCCUCUUUGCAAGAUAUUCGGCGGGCGGAAGGAAAUCCCCACGAAUACCAUGAAAAGAGGCAUAUUUCUACUGGCGGUGGCAGUCCUAUAAUAUUUCGUAACAGCACGAAAAAGUCUGCUAAAAGCGUCACGCCGCAUUAUUAUUGAGAAAGUAAUACGAAUAAGUGCGUCAAAUCUAAACUAGUAAUAGCUGUCACUACAGCUAGCUGCCCCCGCUCUAUAUGUUGUUGGUCAAUAGUUUUCUUAUUGUGUAGCUCUUUGAAAAAUACCGACUCUUAAUGAAGAUUCUCACACAUAUUCCAUACAAUAAGCGAGAUAAAAACAGGAAACCAAGGUUCCAUGCACUGAUUCAGUUCGAUUCACACAGCUUUGAACAAAACAUUCUCAGUUUCGAGAAUAUUUUAUGUUAAACCGUAAAAAAUAAAAAAUAAAAAAGAAUUAAAGUUGGAAUUUUUCGCUAUUUCUCUUUCACCUCCCGCGUUCUAAUCAUUUUAUUCUUGUUGUUGUUAACUAUCAAAACAAUAAAAAAAGUCUAGUUAGUUAGAAUUGAGUCUCGCCUUAAUUUUGUCUAUUCAGUCCUUAUUAUUAGUCAGUUGGUCUCUAAUUAAGCAUCUGCGCAUCAAAGGAUAUUAAGUGUAAUUAUGGCAUUCUCUAUAUAUAAUUACACGAGCUUAUUACAUGGAGGAAGGUGUCCUUAAAACACUGACAUAUACCACAUUCACAACAAAACUGAAACGAACACUCGAUCUCUGCGGCUACGAUAGCUCGCCUUUCUCUGGACACUACUUCAGGCGAGAGGGUGCUUCAUUUGCCUUGCAUUGCGGCGUGCCUAGCGAUUAUAUUAAGCUACAAGGCGACUGGAAAUCGACUGCAUAUGAGCGUUACUUAGACCAUUCACUACGCUACAACUUAGAGGCUCUCCAACAGAUGAGCCAGGGUAUCACUCACUAACUCCCCUUUUCUCUCUUUGGUGGUUUGGAGGGUAUCGCGCGAUGGUCUAGGCAAUAGAGACCCAGAGAACCCCAAAGGGAGUUGUUGUGUAUUUAGUGAGUGAUAAACCUGUUUAUCAGGAUUAAAUACAUGUGGUGGACGUUCAGCGCCAAGCCCAUGUAUAUAUACAAGCUGCUGCCACGUGUGAGUGAUUAUGCGAUUCUGGCCAGCUGAUGCGUUGAACACGAUUGUAAGCUUUUCUUGUCCCAUCCCUCCCUCCCUGAAGGUAUCGCGCGUGGUCUAGGCAAUGAAGACCCAAAGAACCCCAAAGAGAGAUGUUGUGUAUUUAAAGAGCUUAUUACAUGCCAACCGAAGAUAAUUUUAGCUUUUUUUUUUAGCUUGUAACGGCGCUGAAAAUGCAAUUCAAAUUUCAUAUCGUCAGCGAUCAUUUUAGCUGUCGAGCAAAGUAGAAUCCUGACAACCUCGUCCCCAGGGCUUUUCCCUUAAAAAAUGGGCUAAAUAAAUAUGUUUUAUUUAUUUAUGUAUUUAUUAAUUCACUUUUUUAUUUGUUCAUCAGUCCGCUCGCUUAGACACAGAUAUGACUAAUAACAUUUUUGCUAGCUAAAAAGUAAAUAAAGUCCGGAAGAUAAAUCGAUAUUUUGUGGGCGUUUUCACUAAAUAAAACAAUUAUUCCACUCGCACUUGCUCCGUCUGAGAUGAUUGCUGAGCUAGCCCAUAUCCAACAACCGGCAGGUGGAGUAAUUGUGUUAAGAAGGGAUCCAUCAGGAAAUUGAGUAAUUUUUAUUUUCAGUGGUCAAAAACCUUGUACCAGAAUAAUUUAAACAAUAUCGCAUUCUGUUUUUACAUUUUUAAAGGGCUAAAGAUGAAAUUAGUUACACGUGUAAUAACCCCAAAGAAAAUUUCUUAUGAUAGGACGAGAAAAUAAAUGUCAAAUUUCAUAAAAUGGCAUCUUACACAUGACAUUUUCAGAGUUUUACCUUUGUUUUCACAAUUUUUGUGAAAAUUUGACAUUUAUUUAUCGGGCUCCCAUAAAAAUAGUAUUUGUUGUUAUUACAGUUAACUAACUUGUAUAUAAAUAGCCCUUGAAAAAUGUAAAAAAGAAAGCGAUUUUGUUUAAAUUAUUCUGGUACCAGGUUUUUUUGUCCACUAAAAAUUGAAAUUACUCUAUUUCCUGAUGGAUUCCUUCUUAAUGCUACAUGUAACUAAAACUUGGGGCUCAACUUGGUCGACGAAAGUCAAUAACUGAAUUUGCCGUAAAUUCAGCAUCUGUCUAAUAUGGAUAAAUGUUAUGCGUCACGUUACAGGAUAUUUUGACUUUGACAUAAAAUCAUGGUCUUUACUUACAGCCGUAUCCUUUCCUUUGUGUAGUCUCCUUGUGACAGUUCGCCCUGUAAGAACACUGGAAAAUGCACUUCGUUGUACCAGGAAAAUGGAUAUAAGUGUAUCUGCGUGGAAGGAUUC
Porites lobata is the source of this 4558-nucleotide messenger RNA. The record is from the annotation of a GenBank genome assembly. Lineage: Eukaryota; Metazoa; Cnidaria; Anthozoa; Scleractinia; Poritidae.